This is a messenger RNA of Cuscuta europaea, 4518 nucleotides long. The record is from the annotation of a GenBank genome assembly. Lineage: Eukaryota; Viridiplantae; Streptophyta; Magnoliopsida; Solanales; Convolvulaceae.
GUUUUUUGCGAUGGGGUUGAAGCCUGCUUGGGCUCCGGGCGACGGAUCGGGGGUUGUGAUACGAUCGUUCGCGGAGGUUUUGGCGGAGAACAAAGAAAUUCCUUUAAAGAUUCCUUUUCGGCAUAAAGGAAUGCCUACGAUCCAGUUCACUGAUGAGGAGAUUUCAACUUUGGCGGAUCAACAUAAAUUAGCCCUGGUGGGAUCCUUUGUCCGAGGAAGGCCGUCUUUGGCUGUCAUUCGAGCGGAUUUUGAGAGGAUUGGAUUUCAUGGAUCUGUGACGUUGGGUUUGCUUUAUCAUCGCCAUGUUCUUCUCAAGUUCUCGAAGGAGGAGGAUUUUUAGCGUUGUUGGCUCCGGCAGGCUUGGAUCAUCCGGGGUUUUAAAACGCGGAUUACGCGUUGGACACCUGAUUUCUGGCCGGACGUUGAAUCGCCAAUAGUGCCAGUGUGGAUUAGUUUGGAUGGCUUGCCUUUGCACUUCCAUGAUAAAUGGGCCCUUUUCUCUAUAGCAGGCAUGAUUGGCAAGCCACUCAAAGUGGAUGCGGCGACUGCAAAUCUCACCCGACCUUCAACAACAAAGGUGUGUAUUGGAUCUUCUACAGGAAAUUCCAUCGAAGGUCUUGAUUUUGCAGGGAAACAAGGAAAUAUUUCAACAGGUCUCGUACGAGGAUCUUCCUUCGUACUGUGUUAAAUGCAACCGGUUGGGACAUUCGAAGGAGGUCUGUGGCUUGAAGCCACGUUUGGAUAAUCAUAACAGGCAAGGUGGUGAUAAAAAUGAGAAUAACAAAUCCAAACCAAUAAAACUUUUGGCUGCUCCCAAACAAUCUGAGGAGUGGAUUCAGGUACAGCACAAGCGAAAAGGAAAGGAGAUUGUUAUCUCUCAAGGUGAAAAAGAUCAAGCAGAAUCCUCCAAAAAAAUGAGGGCACUGUGGAGGUGGAGGAGGCACAUGACUCGAUGGAGGAUCCAGUUAUGGAUGUGACAAAUCAACAUGUGGAAUCAAAUGAUCAAGUAGUGGAAUCUGAGCAUGGCUGUGCUCACCCUGAGCAAAAUGUGAAUGAUUCUGGGCAUGAAGAGGAACGGAACGAGGUGACAUUGCAGAAUGAACCUGCCUCGAGGUUGAUCAUUGAGAAGGCGUCGAUUGAUGGAGAGAAGAGUGAUCGGUUGGAGGUUGUUCCUGUAUCCACUGAUGUCACGAAACUUAUUUCUUUAGAAGAAGGAGACUUUAAGGAUCUGGAGGAAAGGGAGAUAGGAUAUGGUUCGGAGGACAACAAUAUUAAUUUGGAGGAGCUUACUACGGCUGCUUGGAAGUCAGUUUGUGGAGAGCUAACAAAAAAAGUGGCCUUAAUUGAGAGUGAUCAGGCUGAUGUUUUAGGGGUGGUCAACAGAAAGAAACUCAAAGAAAUUCCUCCUCGAUCCGUCACUACCCGUUUGGCGGCAAAGAGGAACAUAAGGGAAGGCUCCUCCGAGGUUUCCUUAUGAAUUUGCUCACAUGGAAUGUACGGGGUCUUGUCUGUGCCUGCCCGAGACUUCGUGAAUUUAUCAGGCAACAUUGUUUAAAUUUUAUUUCUAUUCUUGAACCUUUGGUCAGUCAGGAUAAUGGAGUAUUUUACUUAAAUAAAAUUGGUUUCUCAAAUCUAUUUAUGUCGGCUACAAAUAGGAUUUGGGUGAUGUGGAAUGAUUCGGCCUUUGAUGUGAUUUCAGUGGUGGAUAAGGGUCAAUUUUUAUUGAUUAAGUUGAGGUAUAUUCCCCUGGAUUUUCUCUUUGUUUUUUCACCGGUGUAUGGUAAACAUACGCGAGCGGAGAGAGCCUCACUCUGGGAGGGGAUGACAACUUUUGCGCAAGCUGAGCAUAUUCCAUGGGUUUUGGGAGGAGAUUUCAAUAUUGUAUCUAAUUUGGGAGAGUAUAAGGGGCCAUCUUGCCCACUCAUUGGGGAUAUGGCUGAUUUCCGGAAUUGCAUUGAUGAGUGUUCUUUGUUGCAAUUGCCCACACUUGGCUCCACUUACACAUGGACUGGGGUUAGGUCUAAUGGACGCAUUUGGGAAAGACUUGAUAGAUUUUUGGUCAAUCAGGAGUUCUUGGAUCAUUUUGAUACUUGUAAUAUUCAACACUUAAGCAAGGCAGCUUCUGAUCACUGUCCUUUAUUGCUUAUGUGUGAUAUUGCUUCGCUUCACGGACCCUCACAGUUUCGAUUCCAGAAUAUGUGGCUCACUAGUGAGGAGUUUUUGCCUUUUGUGCGCCAAAAACGGGAGACCUAUCAUAUGUUUGGGGGGGGGGGUAUGAGAGGUAUGGCUUCUAAACUAAAGGCACUCAAAUGAGAUCUUAGAAUUUGGAACAAAGAAAAGUUUGGGAAUAUUUUUGAAGAAGCAAACCGGCUGGAACAGGAGGCAACCUUAGCGGAACAGAAUUUUGAAGUUAAUCCUACUGUGGAGAAUAGGGCUCUUUGUCAUAAAAAACAAGCUGAACUUCUUAAAAGGCUAAAUCAAAAAGAGGUAUAUUGGAAGCAGAAGGCUAACAUAAAAUGGAUCAAGGAAGGAGAUGCUAACACCAAAUUCUUUCAUGCUUCGGUUAAGGCAAAGAUCAGAAAACAAUUUAUUCGGGCUAUCAAGAAGGAAGUUGGUGAUUGGGUCUACAAUACUCAAAGCAUUGGGGAGGAGGCAGUACAUUUCUUUGAGAAUUUAUAUAGGUUUGAGCCUACUGGUUCCUAUGAAGAUAUCCUUCGAUAUAUCCCCACUAUCCUUCAGGAUAGUGACAAUGAUGUCUUGGUGGAGCUUCCAACCGAAGUUGAGAUCAGGGAGGCUGUUUGGGGAUUAAGUGCAAAUGCUGCGCCAGUGCCAGAUGGUUUCGGGGGAAGUUUUUAUAAGGGCUGUUGGGAAAUUAUAAAACAAGAUGUAAUUCUGGCUGUUCAGGAAUUCUUUAUGGGGAUACCAGUGCCUAAAGGAGUUGGAAGUGUGAAUUUGGUUUUGAUACCGAAGAAGAAGAGCCCUGUUUCUUUCGGUGACUUCUGCCCGAUUUGCUUGUCAACAUUUCUAAGUAAAAUAAACACAAGAAUAUUGACAACAAGGCUGACUUCUACCCUAAACAAAAUUAUUUCUAUUGAACAAUCAGGAUUUAUGAAGGUUCGGGGGUCAAAUCUGGUUAUUAAGCUGGACAUGGCUAAGGCAUUCGACAGAGUGGCUUGGAAUUUUUUGGAUGCUAUUCUUCAUAAAUUUGGUUUUGGAAGUCAUAUUAGAAGAUUGAUCAUGGGAAACCUAAGGGCAACCCAUAUCUUGGUUCUUAUAAAUAGUUAUCCUUUUGGGUUUUUCCAACCUUACCGAGGGGUAAAACAGGGAGACCCCCCUGUCUCCUUUACUCUUUAUUAUUAUGUCUGAAGCUUUUACUAGAUGCAUUAAUGCUUUGUUACUUAAGGGUGAGAUGGAGGCUUUCAAUUUGGGAAGGGUUAAGAGCAUCUCGCAUCUUGCUUUUGCAGAUGACCUUAUGGUCUUCUUAAAUGGCUCAGACAGGUCUAUUGGGCAUUUUAAUAACUUUCUUAUGCUAUAUCAAAAGGCCACGAGGCAGCUAGUAAACAAAGACAAAAGUUGCUUUGUCAUUGGUAAAGCUGCAACAGUUGGAAGGAUCAUGCACAUUGAGAAUAAGAUGGAGAUGAAGGCAGCUAAACUACCCCUAAAAUACUUAGGAGUGCAAUGUUGAAAAAAUGUGUUAAAAAAUCGCAUUAAAUGGUCAUUUUGGGGCAAUUAUUUUAGUGGGUUCCACUUCCGAUUUGGGUCGGGUCAAAGUGGUUUCAGAUUGUCCUUGUUAAGGGCUACAAUUCGAUAUGUGGUACACUCAAAACGGAUAACGGGUGAAUGAGAAAUUGAUUCUCGAAGUUCACUCGUUGAAAUGAAAAAACUGGGAAAAAUGAUGAGUUUCUAGUGUGUUUUAUCCCACACCGAAAAACUCAAGGGAUUUUCACCCCCUUAUAAAGGGAAGCCUCUUUUAAGGAGUUAAGAUUCCUAAAGGGAAAGGCACUCUCUUACGCGCAGGGGGGGGGGGGGUGCCGAUCAAAUCCCGAAACGGAGAAGAAAAAUCGUGACUCGGUUAAUUUUUGUUUUCUUCCCGAAACGUUUAUUUUUUCCCAGAAGUGCUCCGGACAGAAGGCCUCAGACAGAAACCCUCCAAGGGGGUUCUGUUGGCUUCGGACAGAAACCCUCCAAGGGGGUUCUGCUGGCUUCGGACAGAAACCCUCCAAGAGGUGUUCUGCUGGCUUCGGACAGAAACCCUCCAAGAGGUGUUCUGCUGGCUUCGGACAGAAACCCUCCAAGGGGUGUUCUGUUGGGGUCUUCUGUCGCGCUCUUCUUCCGUUACAACGAUUAAUGCCCAACGUUCUUCUCUUUUAAUGCUGCGUUAAAUGGAAAGUUUAUGGACGAUUCAAUGCCCAACGGACUGGUCAUUGAUGUCCAACGUUCAGGUCCAUUAACACCCCAUUUAACACACAACAAAUCCUCCUAUAAAUAGCUGGCAGGUGCUUUGCAACAAACACACGG